Molecule: messenger RNA, 414 nt
Organism: Cooperia oncophora
Lineage: Eukaryota; Metazoa; Nematoda; Chromadorea; Rhabditida; Trichostrongylidae
Source: the annotation of a GenBank genome assembly
AUGAAAGGUCUAGGGAAGGUAUCACAAGUUUCAUUCAAUUUUCCAACGCUUUUCUGUCUUGUGAACCUUGCCGCAAUGUGGCCACCAGAUGAGAUACCAUAUAAUGGCGAGAGUGCGACUCCCUACGAAGACGACUCUCCCGGAAGCAACGAUGAUGUUCUGAAUGGUUCGGAAGAGCCAACACCAUUGGCAGUGACCGAGUCAGAGACGGCAAGUCGCAGUCUGGAGCCACAGACGAUGGACCAGCAGUCUUCCUCAACGGGUACCACAGUUCCAAUUGAACGCCUACCGAUUCAACGAAGGUUCAACUAUGUUCCUGUGAAUACGGUGAAUUUUGCGCUCCCGGAAGGCUACUCGACUUCUCGUGAAGACAUAAAAUUCCUCGGUUCUGGUGCGUAUGGGAACGUGAUGUAA